GCCAUGGCGGGGGCUCCGCCCGCGGCGCCGCGGGGAUUCCUCGGGGAGGGGCCUCCUCCGGCCGCCACGGACGAGCCGCUGCUGGCCCCGCCCCUAUAUAAGGGGCGGCCUCGGCGCGGCCCCGACGGCGGCUGUCGCGUCUCCCGCACCGAGCUACGUUCGGGCACCAUGGCAGACCAGUCUUUUGUGACUCUAGCCACAAAUGACUCCUAUGUGAAAGGAGCACUGGUACUUGGUUCAUCCUUGCAACAGCAUAGAACGACAAGGAAGCUGACUGCACUCAUAACUCCUCAGGUGUCAGAUCUUAUGAGGAGAGUGCUGGAAAAAGUCUUUGAUGAAGUCAUAUUGGUAAAUGUCUUGGACAGUGGGGAUUCAGCACACUUGGCGUUAAUGAAAAGACCUGAGUUGGGCAUCACACUUACAAAGCUUCACUGCUGGGAACUGACACAGUUUUCAAAAUGUGUUUUCAUGGAUGCAGACACAAUGGUUUUGUCAAAUAUAGAUGAGCUUUUUGAGAGAGAAGAGCUAUCUGCAGCACCAGAUCCAGGCUGGCCUGACUGUUUUAAUUCAGGAGUUUUUGUUUACCGACCUUCCACUGAAACAUACAGGCAGCUGUUACAGUUUGCCACAGAGAAAGGCAGCUUUGAUGGUGCAGAUCAGGGGUUAUUAAACACCUUCUUCAGCAGCUGGGCAACAACAGACAUGAGCAAACAUCUACCGUUUAUUUAUAAUUUGAGCAGCACUUCUGUAUAUUCCUACCUUCCAGCAUUUAAAGCGUUUGGUGCAAAUACUAAGGUGGUGCAUUUCCUGGGAAGCACAAAGCCAUGGAACUAUACGUAUGACUCCAGAACAAAAAGCAUAAAGGGCAACAUGGAUGACCCUAAAAUAGUUCACCCAGAAUUCCUCAACAUGUGGUGGGAUACCUACAUAGCUGAUGUUUUACCAUUACUAGAACAGCAUGGAAUUGUUAAAGAAAUUACUACAGGGGUAAAUAUGCUAUCGGGCUUGGUCUAUACUCUGGCUUUCUCUUGUGGCUUCUGUAGAGAGGCAGAAGUUACAGAGGCAGUGUCCCACGUAUCAGUAUCACCACUAUUACCAACUGAAUCUUCAGAAGAACGCAAGGAACGGUGGGAACAGGGCCAAGCUGACUAUAUGGGAGUGGAUUCCUUUGACAACAUCAAGAAGAAACUUGACACCUACCUUCAGUAGAAGUGCCUGUCUCAAACAGUGGUGAUGCAAGGACUUGCUCCAGAACUAACAGCUAGAAAGGUAUAGAUGGUGGUCAGUUACACUUGCUAGUAGCUUGAGGAAAAACUUCUUGGCUGAAGGUCUCUGCAGUGCUACAGAUGAAGACUGAGCAAAAGCUAGGAAGCAGAAUCCUUGGGCCACCUAUUACUGCCCUAUUUCCAAUUCUCCAUACUAGAUAAAACCAGGCAUUUUCAGCUUAAAAUUUCUUCUGUUUUGAUCAAUUCGCUCAACAUAUUCUUUAAACUGGGUUUGUUACCUCACCUCAUUAGGUGAUUAGCAUUGAUUCCUUUGCUUGCUGUUUUAGAUGUAAAAUCUAAUUCAUGGGAUUGCUCAUACACUGGAGUGGUAGCCAUUCUGCUUUACCAUAAAUGUAUUAAUGACACUGGGAAACAUACAGUUGUAACAGUAAUAGCACUGCUUUGCUCUUCCAGUCACAAUUGCACUGAAAUUUUGACCAGGUUCUUACGCACAGUGCCUGCAGCAUGGCAGAAUGCGUUUUUCAGUUCUGUAUACUAUGGGACUAGUAAACUGAGUUUUAUCUGUUCCUUGCAAUGUUGCACUUGAUACAAAAAUAAAAAGUUGUCAUGCA
Onychostruthus taczanowskii (white-rumped snowfinch) is the source of this 1837-nucleotide messenger RNA. It is a transcript of the gene GYG1, whose product is annotated as glycogenin 1. The transcript is spliced from 8 exons. NCBI's taxonomy places the organism in Eukaryota, Metazoa, Chordata, Aves, Passeriformes, Passeridae. Bases 4 to 1209 code for a protein of 401 amino acids. Gene Ontology annotation, cellular component: cytoplasm. Gene Ontology annotation, molecular function: glycosyltransferase activity. The record is from RefSeq and is a predicted model, not a curated record.